Molecule: messenger RNA, 9120 nt
Organism: Bradysia coprophila
Lineage: Eukaryota; Metazoa; Arthropoda; Insecta; Diptera; Sciaridae
Gene: gek
Product: serine/threonine-protein kinase gek
Biological process (GO): actomyosin structure organization; peptidyl-threonine phosphorylation
Cellular component (GO): cytoplasm; cytoskeleton
Molecular function (GO): ATP binding; protein serine/threonine kinase activity
Source: RefSeq, a predicted model, not a curated record
AAAAUCGAAUUAGAAAAAGUUGGAUCCAUCAGUGAAAAAUUUUGCAUAUUUUAAUUAUUAUUUUUUUUCUCAAUCGAAAUAAAAUGGAUAGUCGCGUAUAAAACAGAACGAUACGAUAAACAAUCAGUAGUGCAUCGAAUAAAGUUGCCUAUUAGCGAAUCAAAAUGUUGGGAGCCGUUUCGGGUUUAAAACGCUUACAUCAACUAGAUUCGCUAAUUAUCGAAAAUGGUGAGUCCCAUAGUGGCCUGCUGCUGGACGCAUCCGAUGCCGUCCAGGCAACGGGCAAAAAAUCGGUUUCCGUUGAAGGUUUGCUGGAUUGUUUACUGGUUCUGUACGACGAAUGUUGCAAUUCGUCGCUGCGACGGGAGAAAACCGUUUCCGAUUUCAUUGAUUUGGUGAAACCGAUUGUGCAAGUUAUCAAACGUUUACGAUUGACUCGAGAGGAUUUUGAAGUGGUUAAAGUGAUUGGCCGCGGUGCAUUCGGUGAAGUGUGUGUGGUUCGAAUGAUAACAACAAAUCAAAUAUUUGCGAUGAAAAUAUUGAACAAAUGGGAAAUGUUGAAGCGUGCAGAAACAGCGUGUUUCCGAGAAGAACGUGACGUACUUGUGUUCGGCGAUCGAAGAUGGAUAACGAACCUUCAUUACGCCUUUCAAGACGAAAACAACUUGUAUCUUGUAAUGGACUACUAUUGCGGCGGUGACUUGUUGACUCUGUUGAGUAAAUUUGAAGAUCGCUUACCGGAAGAUAUGGCACGAUUUUACAUCGCUGAAAUGGCAUUGGCCAUUGAUAGUAUUCACAAGCUGAAUUAUGUUCAUCGAGACAUCAAGCCGGACAAUGUUAUCCUCGACGCUACCGGUCACAUUCGCUUAGCUGAUUUCGGAUCCUGUUUGAAACUUGGAGUCGAUGGAACUGUACAAUCGAAUGUCGCUGUUGGUACUCCAGACUAUAUUUCACCGGAAAUUCUGAGAGCAAUGGAAGAUGGUCAGGGACGAUAUGGGACCAUUGUCGAUUGGUGGUCACUGGGCGUUGUCAUGUACGAAAUGCUGUACGGUGAAACUCCAUUUUAUGCCGAAAGUCUAGUCGAAACGUACGGCAAAAUAAUGAAUCACAAAAAUUGCUUUGACUUUCCACCCGAAGAAGGCACCGAUUAUGAAGUCAGCGACAACGCUAAAGAUCUGAUGCGUCGACUGAUUUGUUCGCCCGACUAUCGAAUGGGUCGUAACGGCAUUGACGACUUCAAAACACAUCCCUGGUUCGACGGCAUCGAUUGGGAUACGAUACGUUCCGGCCAGGCACCGUACAUACCUGAAGUGUCCAGUCCAACGGAUACGUCCAAUUUCGAUGUUGACGAUAAUGACAUUCGAUUGUCCGACGCUCUGCCACCAACCACAAAUUCUGCAUUUACCGGCCUACAUUUACCGUUCAUCGGUUUCACAUUCACCCAGACGAGUUGUUUGUCCGAUGUGGGUAAAAUAAUCAGAGGAAAUGAAUUGAACAACGAAACAAAAACUGCAAAUAGCAUCCAGCAGACCGAGGAGAAACGUCUUAGUCCAGACAGUACCCGGCGGCUUCGCGACGAAAUCAAUGUGUUAACGAAGCGAAAUUGUGAGCUGGAAAGCCAAGUGAAAAGCUUUGAGUUUCAAGAAAUGAAUACGAAACCCACCCUGGAUGAUGUCGACGGACAUUGGGAGUCGAAGAUUAAGGAGCUUGAGAAGAUGAUACGUCAAUUGAAGCAGGAAAAGGAGGAACUAAGCAAAGAUAAGACUGACACAAUCGAUAAACUCAAACUACAGGACAAAGAAUUGAAGGAUGCACUUGGUCAACGGAAAAUGGCAAUGGCUGAGUAUGCAGAAGUCACUGAUAAACUGUCGGAAUUGAGAACUCAGAAACAGAAAUUAUCUCGACAGGUGCGAGAUAAGGAAGAGGAACUGGAAACGGCGAUGCAGAAAAUCGACAGCCUUCGGAACGACAUUAGAAAAGCUGAUAAAAAUCGUCGAGAAUACGAAUCACGGAUCGAUGAUGUAAUUGCUGAAGCAACGAAGGAACGCAAACUCCGAGAGCGAAGUGAAGAGUAUUGUCGACAACUACAAGCUGAAGUUCGAACACGAAGCACGUCCGAUUUCGGUUCAUCGUCUUCCAUAUCUGCAGACGCAACACGAAUGGAGGUUGAAAGGCUAGAGGUUCAAUUCAGCGAAAAGAUCAACCAGCAGCAAUCCCGAUUCAACGUUGAAUUGUCCUCCUUACGAGAACAGUUGCAAGAAGCUGAGACGCAUCGUGAUAUUUUGCAGAGAGAGCUCCAACAAGUUCGAGAUAAAAUUGACUCGACACGCUUGGAAUCACUAACGGACUCCGAAGAAACAAUUGCCGAAUUGAGAAAGCGUCACGAUCGCGAGAAGAAGAUCCUUUUGGACGAUAAUCGAAAGCUCAUAUCUGAAUUGGAAAUGCUCGGUGAAAAUACGCGACGGUUUCAGGCCGAAAGAAUGCAAAUGGACAACGAUUAUGAGGAGCUACGAAGCAAGCGGCAGGCGAUUAGCCAAUGGGAACGUCAAAUAUCCGAAAUAAUCCAGUGGGUCUCGGACGAGAAGGAUGCUCGUAGUUAUUUGCAGGCAUUGGCUACGAAAAUGACUGAAGAACUGGACUAUUUGAAGCAUACAGGUUCAAUGAAUCAAAACACAAACGAUAAGAACUGGCGCAAUCGCCGAUCGCAAAAACUCGAUAAAAUGGAGUUGCUGAAUCUACAAAGUUCGCUGCAAAGUGAAAUUCAGGCCAAGGCGGCCAUUUCGGAGGAGCUUAGCCGAACCAGGGCUGAACUGAUUGCUGCCCAAAAAGAUCUGCGAGAGACCAGACAGCGAUACGAUUCGGUUGGCAGUGAUAUGAAACGAAAGGAAAUGCAAAUACGCGAACUGCAACAACGUUUGGAGAAUGGUGAAGGCUUUUUGGAGCGACCAUCAUCACAGAUGUCUUAUUUAGAUCAUUUUUUGAAAGAAUCUGGUGGUAAUUCGAUUUCAACGCACAAUUCAUCGCCUUUAGCUACUGUACUGCCAUCAUCGAAUUCAUUAUCUCAACCGUCCCAACACAAUACACAGAAUCAAUCGUCUACCAGUUCGUCUUCCAAUAAUAUACAAACUCAGCAAACUUAUAGUACAAAUCCGUUUGUACAUUCGCAACAACAAUUACAUCAACAACACCAGCAACAACAACAGAUGAUCCACGGAUAUUCGCUGGAGAGCGAAGAUGGAGAUAUUGAAGAUAAUCGACAACAUAGUUUGUCUAGCUCGAAGAGCAAUCUCAGCGACAAUUCUAUUGAUCAACCAAGCGUUCACAGUUCAGUAUCAGCCAUUCAGAAACAAAAGAUCCAUCAAUUCCUUGUACGAACAUUUAGCAGUCCAACGAAAUGUAAUCACUGCACAUCCUUGAUGGUUGGCCUUACUCGUCAGGGAGUUGUUUGUGAAUUGUGUGGAUUUGCGUGUCACACGAUCUGUUGUCAAAAAGUACCCACACUGUGCCCUGUACCAUCUGAUCAGACUAAACGACCUCUCGGCAUUGAUCCGACUAGGGGAAUCGGUACAGCUUACGAAGGUUAUGUGAAGGUCCCCAAAAUGGGAGCUGUGAAACGAGGUUGGGUUCGUCAAUUUGUCGUGGUUUGUGAUUUUAAACUGUUCCUGUACGAUAUUACUGCUGAUAGAAGUGCGUUGCCUAGUGUUCACGUAUCACAGGUGUUGGACAUGCGUGAUCCCGAAUUCGCAGUAACUGGCGUCAGAGAAAGUGACGUUAUUCAUGCAGCUAAGAAAGAUGUUCCUUGUAUAUUCCGGAUAACUACGUCGUUAAUCGAUGGUGGACCAUCAUCGCACACAUUGAUGCUAGCUGAUACCGAGUCGGAAAAGGCGAAAUGGGUGGUAGCCUUAAGUGAACUACAUCGUAUUCUCAAGCGCAAUAAUUUACCAAACACAGCAAUAUUUCGUGUCCGUGAAGUGCUCGACAGUUCGUUGACCAUUCUGCGUUGUGCAUUGUGUGCCCUGAUCAUCGAUCCCGAUCGAAUUUUGAUGGGCACUGAGGAUGGCCUAUUUUGCUUAGACUUAGAUCAGAGUGAAAUGGCUCGCAUUGGCGAAAGUAAAAAGAUUAUCCAACUCUGGCACAUUGCCGAAGAACAGAUUCUGGUGAUUUUGUGCGGAAAACAGCGACACGUUCGCCUUCUACCCAUUCGGGCAUUGGAGGCAACGGAUGUUGAAUGGAUUAAAGUGGCUGAAUCGAAGAAUUGUUUGACCGUUUGCACGGGUAUUAUACGACGCAACCCGCAGAUCGUUUAUUGCAUCGUAAUGGCACUGAAGCGUCCCAACAACCAGUCGCAAGUUAUUGUUUACGAAGUGAAUCGGAAUCGAACGCGUCACCACAAAAUGUGCGAAUUUACCGUUGCGUAUCCGGUGCAAAGUUUGCAGGUGUUGUCUGACAUGCGACUUGCCAUUGGUCACCAGAGCGGUUUCACGGCCUAUUAUCUUCAAGGAGAAGCUCAAGCGAUGUCUUUGGUUCAUCCGGAAAACCAAUUAUGUGCAUUCUUAAAUUACUCGGGUGUUGAUGCAUGGCGAGUAAUCGAAAUUCAAGGACACGGCGAAUUCUUGCUCGUCUUUCAAACAUUGGCCAUUUACGUUGAUUUGCAAGGUCGUAAAUCACGUGAUCGAGAAAUAAUGUAUCCUGCUGUGCCGACACACAUAACUUACUGUGAUGGUCAUUUACUAGUCUUCUCGGAAACACAUCUUGAUGUUUUCAAUACCCAAACUGCCGAAUGGGUACAGUCCAUCGGCUUGAAACGAUCGAGACCGUUGAGUCUACACGGUAAUAUUGCGACAACGUUCAUCAAUGAUUCGCCGAUUCUCAUCUACUUUGCCAACAUGCAUACGCGCGAGCUGCUGAAUACAUUUGUAGCUGGUGAACGAGAUGGAAGAGUAAAGCCAAAGCGAAGAUUUUCGUUGAGAGAGUCAAAUAACAGAGCUGGCGCCCGAACAACGGAUCGACGAUCUAAAUUGAUAUCCGCCCCCACAAACUUCAAUCACAUUUCGCACAUGGGUCCUGGAGAAGGUAUUCAGAAGCAACGGCUUCUCGAUCUGCCAACGACAAUCGAAACGGCAGAUCAAAAUACAAUUCAGCAACAACGCAUUUCGUCUACGAUGAGGCAUGCACCGCCGCCACCUCGUGGUCCACCGAGACCAGUAUUACCGCCAUAUAAUGGUUCCAAGCGUGUGGCUCCAGCUAGACCAAGAGAUCAACCACCCUCCUUACCAAGAUCGCCUAGUCCGUUAGGAAGUAUGUCGUCUCUUCACGAUGUUUUAAAGGUUGUUGACUUACAAUCGGGCUCACAACAAAGUGUAGCCAGCAACAAUUCCAGUACAGCGUCUGGACCACCAUCUCCAACCGCAGAUCGGCUUAGCUCUAGUUACGAUUCUUAAUAAAAAACAAAAACAAAAAAAAAACAAAAUUUAACUACGGACACAGACGAAUUCGUAGUAAACCCCCUAUUUAUUCUAACAAGAUUUUGUGUAAUAUUUUUUUUUAUUAUUAAAAAAAGCUUUAUUUAUUAAGUUGUAUAUUUAGUUGUAUAAAUAGUAAACUACUUAUUAACAAACAAACAAAAAAUUUCAAUAAAAAAAUAAUUUUAACUCUAAAAAAACAUUCAUUACACGAGAAGGAUUUUGGUCUUUUAAUUAAAAUACCUAAAAUAAUCAAGCGUCUAGUGAAAAGUGAUUUUUUUUUUGUAAGAUAUAAAAAGCAAACAAAUUAAUCUCAAACAAAACAAUUAGUCUUUUCUACCAAUUAAUAAUGAAGGAAAAAAAAUUAACAAAAACAAAAACAAAUUGCAAUAGAGAAAUGUAGAAUGAGUGAUUAACAAAAUUAAAUUAAUGCGACAAUAAUUAUUCUACAUUUACCUAACUUAAAUUAACCAAUCGUUUUUAGAAGAAUGUAUUGAUUGGUUUGUGUAGCCAUUUAUUGUUAAAAAAAGAGAAGUGAAAGAAAAACAAAACAAAUCAAUACGUGAGUGCUGCUUGUAACCUCAAAUUUAAGUUUUAAUUUUAUUGUCUCUUUUUUGUACGUCCAAUUAAUUUUAUUUUUUACUUUGAUAUAAUUUAUUUUUCUAUUUUUUUUAUACAAUUUUUGUUUUAGUAACAAGGAAAAAGUGUUAUUUUUUUGUAUCAAAACAGCAAAUUCCAUAUUUUAGUGAACUAUUUAGAAGUGGGAUGAACUAUCACAAAAAAGAAAAGAAAGAAAUCUCAUUGACUCGCACUCUCUAAAGCAACUCUAUUUCUAUAAACGAAGAUGUUGUUGGUAACAAUUUGUAACCCUCACGGUUCAUGAUCGUCACAAGUCGUUUCUAACGAUCCUUUUUCUGUCUCCUAAUACUAAGUAAAUUGCGACCGAGAUCGUGAAACUGUAAAUCAUUUAAAAAUUUCUUGAGAAGUGAGGUAAUUUGUUCCAGCUGGAGUUGACGUACACACAUUCUUUGUAUGGUAAACUAUCGAAAGAAGAUUUACGAAUAGUUUCUGUCACUGUUUCGAUCUGAGAGACACAAACAGCAUUUUUUUAUUGGUUGAAAACAUGAAAAAAAUUGCCACAUCUCAUCACCAAACUUUAGCAGCUUAGUCACACUUUUGUGCUCCUCUGGCGAAACAUAAACGAAAAUGUAUUUAAUACAUUUCCUAGGUUGACGUCAUCUUAGACAUUCUUCAGCUUGUGCUUAGAUUAUCAUUGAUAAUAGGGAGCGGGUGUUGGUGAAUUUAGCUGUUGCAAAACCCUGCAAAUUUUAAAAUAAUUCAGCACUGUAAUGCAACUUGAAAGGGAGAUUUCCAGAUCUCGACUAAGAUAGGCUUCAAAUAAUCGAUGAUUUAUCAAUGAUUUCUGAGCGUUCGUCUAUCUCUAUCUGAAAUGUUCUUAUUUCCAUAACCUGAUAAGAAAAACAGAAAUUUCAGUUUGUUUUCAACUUACUUGGUACUGUCUCCUACGCAAAAGUUGUGAUGAUUAAAUUAAUAUUGGAAUCUCUUCUGACUAAUCUCUGAUGACUAAAAGUCGGUAACGCUACUAAAAGGCAAAUGGUUUUCUCAAUGAAAGAAAAAUGGAAUAACAGCAUCCGUUGUUCUCCACAUAAUUUAUUUUUCGGUUUUUUUAAGUCCAUGUCUUGUGAACUAACUUAUGUUUCGUUUUGUAUUAAGUUACUUUGUUUCAAAAUUUAAUAAAAUUCAAUUGGUUACAUCCGAUUUAUUUCAAUUAAAAUAUUUAAAAAAAACAAAAUCCAAAUAUUUAUAUGGCCAAAUAUCCUUCAAAUUGGCAUUUCUAUUUAAAAAAUUAUAAAUUAAUUCUAAACAAUGAAGAAACUGUAAACUACAAAAAUGCUAAUCAAUUACAUACAACUUACAAAAAAAUGUAUUAUUCGAAUAAAGAAACAAUUUCAGUAAAUUAAAUAGGAAAGAAAAACGAACGAAAGAAAAAUUCAUCUUCCAUUCAACAAGAUAAUUUUUAAACACUUGCUAUUAUAACUCUAAUCUAUGUUUGUUGUAUCAUAAAGAAAGAAAAACAAAAAUUAUCCUAGCUACGUAAACGAAAUGAAGAAGAAAAUAAAAGCAAAAUGAAAUAUCGAACGGUUGUUAUAGUACUACUCUAAAACAUAUGGAAAAUUCAGUCUGUAAUUUAGGAAAAAAUUGAAUUCAUUAUCCUGAAUCAUUCUACUAUUCGAAAAUUCGUUUUUUUUUUUCAUUUAAUUAAAAUAUAAUCUCUUUCGUAUUUAUUGAUACUUUACGCUUUACUUUACGUUUAAUGGCAUGGAAAUUACGUUAUCUGGUUCAAGGAAUUAAAGUUUCACCGAAUGGUAAAUGCAAAAAGGUCAACGGUAUUUAAGGUCUUCUCAGACGAAAGUUAAACAAAAGUUCAGUUGUAUGUACCACGAAGGUCUAUUAAAAAUGGAGUGACAAUGAAAUUUGCCGUGUUUGAAUGCUUUCAACAACAUUAGACCAACCUCGAACGUUUUCGAUACCCAAGGUAUCAUCUACGGGAGUUGAAACCAAACUGUUUGGUUUCAACUCCCGUUGAUGAUACCUUGGGUAUCGAAAACGUUCGAGGUUAGUGUAAUAAUUCGUUUUGUUACGUACUUAUUUAUGUGUGGAACAAUAAGGUCAACAAACUCAAAUCUAUUGAUUUAGUUGUUUGUCAUAAAUGAUAAUGUUAACAUUAGACCCUUUUCACAAAGAAUUGUCAAAUAUUUCAACUCAAACAUAGAGCUCUUAAGACCUCAGGUCUUCAAAUUUGACAAUUAAAUUUAUCCGAAAUUGUUGUUAUUAGUAAUUUCAGCUUAUGGUACAAUGAAGUAAAAGUCUAUAAAAAUCGAUUAUCCUUUAAUCGUCAAGCGUAUCGCAAAAUAAUCGUUGGAUCUAUUACAUCAUUUGUUUGAAGUAUCGUCAAAUGUUUUGAUUCAAAGUCUUCCACUUCAUUGUUGUAGCAUAGAUUUUGCUAUAAAACAGAACAUUAGUCUGUGAGCCCUAGAUUUAUUAUUGUCGUUCGUCAUUGUCGAUGUCGUUCGUCAUUGUCGAUAACAGAUGGAUUUCCGACUUUAAGUUGUGAAGUUGUGGGAGGUGCAAUGCUCAAGUGGUUGAAUCAAUUAAAACCCUUUUUUAUUUUGAAUUGCACUAAAACUUUUAUUUGUCCUGACGGGUAGUAUCACCAUAGGCUGAUAAUUGACUUUAAGUUCAAUUUCAAUGAACUAUUUCGGAAAAAAAAUUAAAUUUUUAUAGGAAAGUAAUGAAUACUCUGGUCGAACUUAGACACACACAAUCAACUUUCUUCGGGAUUGUCUAGCGACUCAGCAAAUAUGACACAAAUACCAAGAUACCUAAACUGUUGUUCGUUUUAUAAAUGUUUUUGAAACCUUGCAUUUACAAUAAGCCGAGGGCUGAGCUUGAUAGUUUGUUCAUCAUGAAUGCUAAUUCCUUUGACCGUGGAAAACUAACACGUUUCACAUUGCCCUUGGUUUUUCUAAACAAACUAAAUCGAGUUUUUUUUUUGUGAUAAUUUUAGUACGUUUGAUUUUUCUCAUAAACAAUUAAUCGAAAUUUAUAUUAAUUAGAAACCGAAGAGUUUUCUCUU